Molecule: messenger RNA, 1638 nt
Organism: Malassezia sympodialis ATCC 42132
Lineage: Eukaryota; Fungi; Basidiomycota; Malasseziomycetes; Malasseziales; Malasseziaceae
Product: SWIB/MDM2 domain-containing protein
Source: RefSeq, a predicted model, not a curated record
AUGUACACAGGGUCUCCUGGUCUGCAGAAACAAGGGUCUUCCUAUGCGCACCCCUCUAACCAAGUGCAGGCCCAAGCCCAAGCCCAAGCUCAGGCUCAAGCACAACGGAUUCGCGCCCGCAACCAUUAUGACAUACUUGUCGGUGAAGGCUUCCGUGGCACGAAGCGCGACCGUCCUACCGAUCGUAGUCUGCCUCCUUCACUGAAGCGUCAGGUGAAGGAAAGUGCCUUCUACAGUGACCUUCAACGGAUGGAGCGCCAGCUUGACUGGACCAUGGCGCGCAAGCGCGCUGAGCUUAUGGACUCUAUGGGGAAGCCUCCAAAGGUGAAGCGCACUUUGCGCAUUUUUCUGAGCAAUACAUGUGCCAACCAGCCUUUUCAAGUUGAAGAAAAGGAAAAGAGUCAACGUGAUGCUGAUGCUGCCGAUGCCGAUGACGCCGAUGGCGGCGACGAGGAGGAUGGAGCCACCGCGCCGGCCGCGGAGGGCAAAUCUGCCGCGCCCUCUUCCGAUGUUCCGUCAUGGACACUCCGCAUUGAGGGUCGCCUUCUUGAUCCGAGCUUUCGGUCGCGGGCGGGGGCCGCGCUCUCUGCCCAUGCGACUGCUUCGCGCAUUGGUGCGCACAAAUUCAGCAACUUGAUUAAGUCCUGUGUGGUCGAAUUUAUGCGGGACCCCAACUUGUACCCGGAUGAACAGAUGGGGGCAAGCAACAUCGUGGAAUGGCACCGCCCUGCACCUAGCGUUGCGCCGCAACCACCGAUGCCGGGUGCUGGUGGUGGUGCUGUAACGGAGAACCCCCUGAUUCACAGUGCCGAGCCGGCGCUCGAUGGAUUUGAAAUUAAGCGCACAGGAACGGAGCCUGUGAAAGCCAAGAUUGUGCUGUAUCCAUUGUACGUGCCAGAGCGUUACUCUGUUUCGCCACCCCUGGCACAGCUACUUGAUGUGCAAGAAGAGACUCGUGCUGGUGUGCUGAGUGCUCUUUGGGCCUACAUCAAGCAGAAGAAUUUGUUGGAUGAGAACGACCACCGGGUUGUGCGCCUAGACCCGCCUCUGCAAGCCCUUUUCCGCACUCCUACUAUCAACUUCCACCACAUACCCGAGGUGCUGCAUCGUUUCCUGCACCCGCCUCAACCUAUUGUUUUGGAGUACUAUGUUCGGACUGACAGGGCUGAGUACCGACACCCUACUGCGUUUGAUAUUGAGCUGGACAUGGAAGAUUGGGCACUGCGGACGAAGCAGCACAAUGUGCUCUCGCGCUUCGAUGCCAACAGCUCCCUGAGCAACGAAAUCCUGGCGAUCGAUGACCAGAUUGCCCAGGCCGCUCUUACGAUUCGGAACCGAUCGGCUGCCCAGCACUUUUUCUCGUCGUUCGCCAAGGACCCCAAGGGUCAUCUCCAGGCAUGGAUUGCUAGUCAGGCUCGUGAUCUUGACAUGGUGCUGGGCGCGUCGCAAUCGGGACGCGGUCCAGAGGGCGAUCCCACGUCGUCGGUGCACUUCACGUCAGAGGAGAUGCGUCGCGCGGAGACGUUCCAUGGCCCAUGGGUGAACGAGGCGGUCAUUGUGUCUGAGUCGCAGCGCCUGGCGCAGCGACUCCAAGAGCUACAGUCGGACACGGUCCGUUCUUCCACUCAAGGCUCGUAG